AUGGCAGCCGAUAUGUCCGGCGAACAAAUGCAAGCCAAAAUUACCGCCGCCAGGCGUGAGGCUGAGGGGUUGAAGGACAAGAUCAAGCGUCGGAAGGAUGAGCUGGCGGACACCUCCCUUCGCCAAGUCGCACAGAGCCAGACCGAUGCACUCCCUCGAAUUGGCAUGAAGCCUCGCCGAACGCUGAAAGGUCACCUUGCGAAGAUCUACGCGAUGCACUGGUCUACCGAUCGCCGUCACCUUGUUUCAGCUUCUCAAGACGGAAAGCUCAUCAUUUGGGAUGCCUAUACUACCAACAAAGUGCACGCCAUUCCUUUGCGAUCUUCAUGGGUCAUGACCUGUGCCUACGCACCCAGCGGAAACUACGUUGCUUGUGGUGGCUUGGAUAACAUCUGUUCUAUUUACAACUUGUCAUCGCGCGAGGGCCCGACCCGUGUUGCGCGUGAGCUGUCUGGUCACUCCGGCUACCUUUCUUGCUGUCGCUUCAUUAAUGAUCGCCGCAUCAUCACCUCUUCCGGCGAUAUGACCUGUAUGCUGUGGGAUAUUGAGUCUGGUUCCAAGGUUACCGAGUUCGCCGAUCACCUCGGUGACGUGAUGUCAAUCAGCAUCAACCCAACCAACCAGAACAUCUUCGUUUCCGGUGCUUGCGAUGCGUUCGCCAAGCUGUGGGAUAUCCGAACCGGCAGGGCCGUACAGACAUUUGCUGGCCACGAGUCCGAUAUCAACGCCAUUCAGUUCUUCCCCGAUGGAAACGCCUUUGGUACCGGUUCAGACGACACUUCCUGCCGUUUGUUUGAUAUCCGUGCCGACCGCGAGCUUAACAUUUACCAGAGCGACCAAGUUCUUUGUGGUAUUACCUCUGUCGCAUUCUCCGUGUCUGGCCGAUUACUUUUCGCUGGUUACGACGAUUUUGAGUGCAAGGUGUGGGAUGUUCUCCGUGGCGACAAAGUGGGUUCGCUGAGCGGUCAUGAGAACCGCGUGAGCUGCUUGGGUGUCAGCAACGACGGUAUCAGUCUGUGCACUGGAUCUUGGGAUUCACUUCUCAAGGUUUGGGCCUGGUAA
Messenger RNA from Penicillium angulare, 1062 nucleotides. RefSeq names its product WD40 repeat domain-containing protein. Gene Ontology annotation, cellular component: heterotrimeric G-protein complex; cytoplasm. The coding region runs from base 1 to 1062 and encodes 353 amino acids. Gene Ontology annotation, biological process: G protein-coupled receptor signaling pathway. The record is from RefSeq and is a predicted model, not a curated record. Lineage: Eukaryota; Fungi; Ascomycota; Eurotiomycetes; Eurotiales; Aspergillaceae. The transcript is spliced from 5 exons. Gene Ontology annotation, molecular function: signaling receptor complex adaptor activity; protein binding.